Pseudovirgaria hyperparasitica is the source of this 1345-nucleotide messenger RNA. RefSeq lists its product as uncharacterized. The transcript is spliced from 4 exons. The record is from RefSeq and is a predicted model, not a curated record. The coding region runs from base 98 to 1057 and encodes 319 amino acids. Gene Ontology annotation, molecular function: NADH dehydrogenase activity. NCBI's taxonomy places the organism in Eukaryota, Fungi, Ascomycota, Dothideomycetes, Acrospermales, Acrospermaceae.
CGCAUUAUUCCUGAAAGAUGUUGGCGACGCGCGGAAGAUCAGGAAUCGUCUCCUCUCAUGUUUUGAGAGUGCCUCCCUCCCGACAACCUCAUCCGCCAUGAAGAAGAUUCUCCUGAACUUUGCCGUUGUUGGUGGUGGCCCAACCGGGAUCGAAUUCUCCGCCGAACUGCACGAUCUCAUAUCCGACGACCUCUCCCAGCUCUACCCGGACCUCAUGAAAUAUGUGCAAAUCACAGUCUACGACGUCGCACCACAAGUACUAUCCAUGUUCGAUGCCAAUCUUGGCAAAUACGCCAUGAACGCUUUCAAACGCGAGGGCAUCGCCAUCAAGACGUCGCACCACGUCGAGAACCUCCGGCCCGGCCCGCCGCAGCACGUCAAAGACGCAGGCACCAUCCACGACGAGCACACCGUGUAUACGCUCCAGCUGAAGGAGCUCGGCGAAGUCGGCGUCGGCAUGGUCGUAUGGAGCACCGGACUGAUGAUGAACCCGUUUGUCGAGCGCGCCAUGGGCAAGUCCCAAACGCUGCAUGUCCCGCACACAAAGUCCGUCGACUACGCCGAUGACGGCGCGCCCACGAGCGACUGGGUCGUGCAGAAACACCCAAAGACGGGCGCCAUCGUGACAAACGACAAGAUGCAGGUCCUCCUCUCGGUGCCGCCUGUCACGUCGUCGUCUAGCGAUGCCGCAACCGAUGCCUCGACCAUGACGCUGCAGGACGUCUUCGCAAUCGGCGACUGCGCCACGCAGGCUCACGCAUCCUACCCGGCAACAGCGCAGGUCGCGAACCAGGAGGCCAUGUGGCUCGCGAAGCGCCUCAACCGAGACGAUCUCGCAACACAGCACUUUACAUACAAGGAUCUUGGCGUGAUGGCGUACAUUGGCAACUGGAAGGCGAUUGUGCAGACCAAAGGCGGGAAUAUAAGUGGGCAGACGGCAUGGUUCAUCUGGAGGGGCGCAUAUCUGACCAAGAGCGUGAGCUGGCGGAACAAGAUCCUGAUCCCGAUGUAUUGGUUCAUCAACUGGGUGUUUGGACGUGAUGUAUCGCGCUUCUGAUGAAAAUUCGGAUAUCUUUAGGGGGCGUUUUGAAAUGGGCGCGUUCAGGAGUUUGUCAAACCGGCGAGAAUGAACGAUUACGAUAUUGGAAACUCGACAGUAUUACUAGUGGUGGUGGUGCACAGCGGCUCGACGUUACCAUUACCUAUAUACAUACAUACAUACAUAUACAUACACCUAUCCUCAAAGUCUGGGUAAUCAGCCGCAAAUAAAUCAACAGCGUAAAAAUCCUCUUGUCUGAGAAUAAAGCUAAACCAAUAUAUAUACAUACAUACAUACAUACAUACA